Messenger RNA from Pelobates fuscus (common spadefoot toad), 2473 nucleotides. It is a transcript of the gene CDK14, whose product is annotated as cyclin dependent kinase 14. The transcript has 15 exons. Gene Ontology annotation, molecular function: cyclin binding; ATP binding; cyclin-dependent protein serine/threonine kinase activity. Bases 486 to 1895 code for a protein of 469 amino acids. The record is from RefSeq and is a predicted model, not a curated record. Gene Ontology annotation, cellular component: cytosol; cytoplasm; nucleus. Lineage: Eukaryota; Metazoa; Chordata; Amphibia; Anura; Pelobatidae. Gene Ontology annotation, biological process: protein phosphorylation.
GAGCAUUGAGCUGACUAAGGAACCGCAGCAGGACCCAGCUAAGCGGCUGCAUUGCUAGGAAGGCUAUCCUAAUAACCCAAUUUUCUCUGGAUACAAAGUCUGUUUGGGAACAUUCUAAUCGAAUCACGGCUACAGUUCUAUCUCUCUGUGCAGGGCAGGGAGGCAUAGCUUGUGUCAGGUCCACUGUUCUCCCCAUAUUUAUGUUGGGGAUAUUUUGGAGAAUUUUUUUGUUUUUUUAAAGAUUGGAAUAAAGAGGGGGAAGAUGAGUUACUCCAGUUGGAUAAAAACAGUGUGCAGGACCUGAGAUCUGGGGGAUCUGAGCUGCUCCCAAUAUCGGGGUGAUCUGCAGAGGGGUGCCAGGUUUUAAAAGCAGUUUUUUGUUUUUUUAUUAUUAUUUUUGCGGUUUUCUUGUCUUUUCACCUAUUUUGUGGCUGUUUGCUGGUACUGUACCCAGCGCUGAUCUAGGCACCCAGGACACCGCAUAGAUGUGUGACAUGAUCGAAGCUCAGCCCGCUCAGAAGAUAAGCAAGAUGAAAAAGUUGCGGAGAACUUUGUCUGAGAGUUUUAGCAGAAUAGCCUUGAAAAAAGACGAGAACACUAUAGACGAGAUAUGUGUUACCAAGAUGUCUACUCGCAACUGCCAUGGAAUGGACUCGGUAAUCAAGCAUUUGGACACCAUUCCUGAAGACAAGAAGGUCAGGGUGCAGAGGACUCAGAGCAGCUUUGACCCAUUCGAAAAAUCUGCAAACCAGGUGAAGAGAGUGCAUUCUGAAAACAAUGCAUGCAUUAACUUUAAGAGCGCAUCCGUGGGCAAGGAGUCUCCUAAGGUCAGACGGCAUUCAAGCCCGAGCUCGCCAACAAGCCCUAAAUUUGGGAAGGCGGACUCAUAUGAAAAGCUGGAGAAAUUAGGCGAAGGAUCCUAUGCUACAGUUUACAAAGGCAAAAGCAAAGUGAAUGGAAAGUUGGUGGCAUUGAAAAUAAUACGUUUACAAGAAGAAGAAGGGACGCCAUUUACAGCCAUCAGGGAAGCUUCACUUCUGAAAGGACUAAAACAUGCAAAUAUUGUUCUACUCCACGACAUUAUUCACACCAAGGAAACGUUGACCCUUGUCUUCGAAUAUGUACACACAGAUCUAUGUCAGUACAUGGACAAACAUCCAGGGGGUCUUCACCCAGAGAAUGUGAAGUUGUUCUUGUUUCAGUUGCUGCGGGGAUUGUCCUAUAUCCACCAAGGACAUAUUUUGCACCGAGAUCUAAAGCCACAGAACCUUCUCAUCAGCGAUACAGGAGAACUAAAGCUGGCUGACUUUGGUCUCGCUCGAGCCAAAUCGAUUCCCAGCCACACAUACUCUAAUGAGGUAGUAACGCUCUGGUAUAGACCUCCAGAUGUCCUUUUGGGCUCGACAGAAUACUCCACCUGCCUGGACAUGUGGGGUGUGGGAUGCAUAUUUAUAGAAAUGAUUCAAGGUGUUGCUGCUUUCCCAGGAAUGAAAGAUAUACAAGACCAAUUGGAACGGAUAUUCUUGAUUCUGGGGACACCAAAUGAAGAAACAUGGCCUGGAGUACAUUCAUUGCAACAUUUUAAACUAGAACGAUUUACGCAAUAUGGACCUAAGAAUCUCAGACAAGCUUGGAAUAAAUUGAGCUACAUAAAUCACGCAGAAGAUCUAGCCUCUAAGCUACUCCAGUGUUUUCCAAAAAACAGACUGUCCGCACAAACAGCUCUGAACCAUGAUUACUUCAGUGAUCUUCCCCCGCGGCUAUGGGAAUUAAGCGAUAUGUCUUCCAUAUUCACCGUACCAAAUGUGAAGCUACAUCCAGAAGUAGGAGAAAGCUUAAGGGUAUUUGGGAAAAACAAUAGUUUCUGCAAAAGUCUACCAAACAGUAAGCACUGAUGAUGACCUGAAGUGGACAUUCUAGGACAAGACUUCAAUGAACAUAAAAGAAGAAGAAUCAAAUGGGAUGCUAGUUUUUGAAAUGGAAGCACUGGUUUUAUUGACAAGCCUUCUGCGUACUGCGAAGUUGCCGAAAAUUGAACUUGGCAAUACGUUAUUUCACCGAAUCAUUUUCUUUAGGCCUUGCACGCAAUAUGCUACCUUGUGAUUUAUAUGAAGAUUAAAAUGUAAUCUCUAUAUGGCAAACUUUUUACUUUUUUUUUUGCCCUCUGUUUUAUUUGGAAUCAUUCUGUUUUUUUGGAGUACACAACAGUCUUUUAUACAUAUAUGCUAAUAUGUGGAAUUUAUUACAGUUGAACUUUUUUGUCAAUCCAUACCGGGCCACACACACUGAAUAUAUCCUUUUGUGGAGAUAUUUUCUUUUCCUUUUUUUGAGGGGGGGACAUUUUUCAUUAAAUGCCUUUCAGUUCCAGAGAAGUGAGAUUGUUUUCUUGCUUAUCUUUGAGUCUUUCAAAGGCUUGUCUUUUUUUCACAUUACACAUAAUACAAACACACGCUCACACAUAGACCCCCCCCCC